Messenger RNA from Chondrus crispus (carragheen), 1318 nucleotides. RefSeq lists its product as hypothetical. Lineage: Eukaryota; Rhodophyta; Florideophyceae; Gigartinales; Gigartinaceae. Bases 1 to 1128 code for a protein of 375 amino acids. The record is from RefSeq and is a predicted model, not a curated record. The transcript has 2 exons. Gene Ontology annotation, molecular function: S-adenosylmethionine-dependent methyltransferase activity.
AUGGUGCCUGACACUGGUGUAACGCUCCGACAGUUCCCACAUAAGGCCGUCGAGUCCUAUGGCGAGGUCGAGUUUGCGCGUCUGGACCGCAAGCUCGCUAUGUUCCACGCGCUCUCCUCUGAAGACAAGCAACUCCUCCCCGAGUUUGAGCCGCGCAUGUCGGCCAUCGCCGAGUGCAUCGAAGUCAACGUCACCCUCCUCUCCCGUAUCGCUGAUUCUGCAACGUCCAUCAGCUCUUCCUCGGACCUCUCUGUUCCACAGGAAAACGGCCACCCCACCCCCAACUCACCAUCCCUGCCAUCUGAACAAACCACGGACCGCGCCGCAGAGGAAAAGCAGCUCCUGUCAAGUGAGAUCCGCCGUGGCUUCACCCUCCUCGCACGCGACUGGAGCGCAGUAGGAGAACAGCAAAGAGAUGCCUGCUACAAGCCGUUGGUCGAAGCUGUGGACUCUGCGUACAAAGAAGCGUCGCAAACGAACCAAUCCUUGUCACGGGAUGCCUUUCGCGUGCUCGUUCCUGGUGCGGGAGCUGGUCGACUACCGUGGGAGCUGGUGCGCCGCGGCUUCGCCGUCGAAGGCUGCGAAAGCUCAUUCACCGCGCUUUUGGUCGGAAACUACGCGCUGAAUUCGGUGUCGGGAGAGGCGGCCAGUACAAUCUACCCGUUUGUGCAUGAACAAUCCAACGUUGCGAGCCAGAAAGCGGCGACGAGACCUGUGUCUGUCCCGGACGUGAAUCCUAAGGACAUCCCCAACGUGGCCGACUUUGCGAUGCGGGCUGGUAACUUUGUGCAUGCGUACGAAGGGCAUGACAACGCAUGGGACGCAGUAGUGAGUUGCUUGGCGUUCGACCUUGGGGAUGCCGUGAUUGAACAUGUGAGGCGGGUGAGUCAGGUCAUUAAACCCGGGGGUAUGUGGGCGUUUAUCGGGCCGAUGCCAUGCUUUGAUGGUGGGCAGAUGGAGGGCAUUCAUUUGUCGGUGGAGGAGUUUCUGGGGAUUGUUAGAAGAUGCGGGUUUACAAUGGUGAAGAUGGAAGAGGUCGAGGUAUCGCACACGGCGGAUGCUGAGAGCCUGAGGUCGAUACAGCUGCGAUGUCCGUUUGUGGUCGCCGUCAAGGAGCGGCCGUCCUGAACGACGAUGCCACGGCUACUAAAACCAGCCGCCACCCGACUGCUUACGAAUUUUCGUAACUGCUCAGCAAGGACGGCCCGCCGUUGGACGGAUCGCCCGUCCAUUUGCACGCCGUGUCUACAUGCCGAAAGCGGUGCAAGGCACGUUUAUGUAAACAGGCAAAGAGGAAGCAUAGAAUUUGAUUUUUGAA